Schistocerca gregaria is the source of this 4143-nucleotide messenger RNA. RefSeq names its product nuclear autoantigenic sperm protein (gene Nasp). Gene Ontology annotation, cellular component: nucleoplasm. The record is from RefSeq and is a predicted model, not a curated record. Gene Ontology annotation, biological process: CENP-A containing chromatin assembly; DNA replication-dependent chromatin assembly. Gene Ontology annotation, molecular function: histone binding. The transcript has 2 exons. The coding region runs from base 373 to 1554 and encodes 393 amino acids. NCBI's taxonomy places the organism in Eukaryota, Metazoa, Arthropoda, Insecta, Orthoptera, Acrididae.
ACAGAUCGUUGCGUGUGGACGGGCCUUUAAAUAAGUUCUUUUUUAAGUGUGAGCUAAUACGUAAGCUGAAUACUGUAGGUAAAAUUCGAAGCUUAAUUUCUUGUAUGAAUUUCAAAUUUCAUUUGACACAAUAUUGACAAUUCAAUCAGAAGUUAAUUAUCCUCUGCGGUGCGACGCGGUAUCAUAUGCAAUGAGGUUGUAGGUUAUGUUGGCAAGUUUCAAGUGUGAAUGGAGAUCCUACUGAUUGCUGUUGGCAACCGUGUUGGUGUGCUUAAGAAUCUUUGAUUUGCCGCCAAAAGAUCCGCGGGGUGCAAGUGAAAUACAGUAAUUCAAAGUGUCUAGUGCGUAAAAGGCGGCCCUGCCCUGUUGAAAAUGGAGACGAAUACAGAUAAUACAGCUGUCGAGAAGAAGGAAGAAGAUAUGAGCCCAAAGGAAAAGGCGUUUAUGCUUCUUGCUCAGGGCAAAAGGCAUUACCUCGUUAAAGAUUACUUCGAAGCAGUGGGAUGUCUGGCAACUGCGUGUGAACUAUUGGCUGAAGUGUAUGGUGAAGCUGCAAAUGAGUGUGGCGAUGCCUAUUUCAGUUACGGAAAAGCGUUACUCGGCCUCGCAAGAGAAGAGAACGGUGUGCUAGGCGAUGCUGUUGAAGAACGUGAAGAUGAAGAGGAAGAGAACGAGCAGGAGGAACAAGAAGCUGGUGUGGAAGAUAAUUGUGAGAAGGAGGAAUCUGCAAAACAUGAAAAUGAGAAAGUAGAAGAUACUGCUGCGGAUAGUGCUCCCACUGUAGAUAGCGAACCUGUUGGUAGCGAGGAUAAUGUAGAGGUUGACGGUGAGAAAGAUGAGGAUGAUGCUGAGACAGUGAGUAAUCUGAAAUUGGCGUGGGAAAUGUUGGAACUCGUAAAAAUUAUUUUUCAGAGACAAGCUGACAGCGACCAAAACAUUAAACUUAAACUUGCAGAAGUACACAUGUAUUUGGGCGAGAUUGGCUUAGAAUCCGAAAACUAUACUUCAGCUAUAGAAGAUAUAAAUAGAUGUUUAGAAAUUAGAAAGAAACUUCUCAAAACCGAUGAUAGGUGUGUAGCGGAAACAUUGUACCAGCUAGGCUUAGCUCAUUCACUUGCAAGCAAUUUCGACGAGUCUAUAAAGUACUUUUCCGAAGCUGUUGAGGUGCUGGAAGAAAGAAUUAAAAUCCUGGAGCAGAGAAAGGACAGUGGCGGUGAAGUGGCGGAAGAAUCCAAAUCUGAUGCAUUUUAUACUAUAGACGGUGAAAUCACAGAAAUAAAGGCUUUACUGCCUGAGAUUAAGGACAAAAUUCAGGAUAUGAAAGACUUCAAAAAUGAAACAUUGAAGGCGAUGUUUGAGAAGCGCUGUGAAGAUCAGCAGGGAAGUUCUGGUCAGGCUGGUACUUCGUCUGCAUCGUUAUCAACAUCAGCUGCAUCCACCGAAUCAAAGCCGGUGUCCAAUAUCACCCAUUUAGUGAGGAAGAAGCGUAAGUUGGACUUGGAUAUGUCAGAUAGUAAAAGGAGUAAAACAGAACCUGAUCAAGAUCUAGUGUAAUCUACGUUCAUUUGAAGAGACACAAAUACCUGUUAUUGCCAUACCGCGUAGAGGACUGUAAAUCACGUAAUGCACAAAACGAAAUCAGCAUUUGACCUUACGAUUAUUGAAACAUUCUUAGAACUGAAAUUCAAAUGCUGGUUUAACUUUUUUUGGUGCGAAAUACGUAUGGUAAUGUAUUCGUGUUCAAAAGAAAGAACAUUGGUUACUCUCUGUCAAGACGUGGGUUAAAUAUGGCACACAUUUGUUGAAAUUGUAAUUUAAAGGCAGGUGAUUGUCUUGGCAGUUGAGUUAUAUGUAGUAGAUUGGAUGACUUAAAUGUUUAUAGAACUUAACAUUACAUUCAGAAUGUUUGGUGAGUUAGUAAACAGAUCUAGGACUCUAUUAAUUUUAUAUUGCCAAGAGGUGAAGUUUAUUUUAAUGCCAGUGUAGAUCAUAAUUUAAUAAUAUCCAUGAUCACAUGUUGACUAAAUGUAUUCUGUAAGCUAAAAUAGUGAAACUGAUAUGAGCAGACUGACAAAAAUCUCAUCCCUAGGAAUAGUCUAAAUCAUAUGGGCAUUGCAUUCAUAGGUCUAGUAAUUUUACUUCACAAUAUCAGCACUUAAAAAGUGCCUCACUUUACUAACUAGGGUGAAUACAGAUUGAGUUUUGUUAUUUUCUGUGAAGAAGUCGAGUGUGUAUUUAUUUUCAUAAGGUGUGUGUGUGUGUGUGUGUGUGUGUGUGUGUGUGUGUGUGUGUUUAGACAUUUCAAUGGUAUGUGACUGACUGAAGAAACUAGUCAGGUCUCGUGCAUGUUAACUUCAUGAGAAACCCAAAUUUGUUUGAAAACAUAUGAAAUGUACUUUUUUAAUGGGCAAAUAAAGCUAAUUUGUAAACCUUUUUAAAUUUGUGCAAAGUCACUUUGGUGCUGUGAAGAGUGGUAAAUUUCUUGUACAAUAUAUUUACUUAUGCAUGCAGGGAGAAAAAAUAGGAACAGCAAACAUUUUGUAUGUUUUUAUAUUUUAUUUUUCUCUUAAAAAUAUGCCAACUUUUGAGUUAACACGGAAAUGGGGCUUUGAAUGUGAACAUCCUUGGUGUACUAUAAGCGAAGUAGCUGCCAUGUAGCAUUGAUUUCAACAUUAGAUUAUCAGUGUAAAUGUUUGUUGGGGAUGGUAUCUUUCUUUCUGUGUUCUGAGAAUUAACCCCAUAGAGCCAGUAGGCCUAAUGUCAGUGCUAGAGUUUAAAAUGAGUUCUGAAUUAGAUUGCAACUCGACAUAUUCUAAGUUCAGUUAGAAUUGAGGUAGUGUAAAAAAUGUAGACCUGGUUGAGAUUAAGGCACACAUCCUGUGGACUGUUAUCCUUACAUUUGUUAGUGUAGUGUUGUAUAUGUUAGAACACACUAGUGCACUGUUGAGAAAAAUUAAAGGUAGUGUGACACAUUUUUUACAAUAUAACAUGGAGAGAAAAGAUGGCAUAUCAUACACUGUUAGGAUUAGCCUCUAUGGACUAUCUUGAAGUGAGACAUUAAUGUCCAACUUUGAUUGACACUAAAAUUCAUGGCACAAGUUCCACAUUGGACCUGUCCCCCCCCCGCCCCCUCUACCAUUUAUCGUAGGUCAUUAAGCCUCUAGAUAAUUAAUAUGCAUUGAGGUACUUCAUGGAGAUGUGUGUAAUCUGAUGCAGGGUUGCUGAAUUUACCAGUAGUUUUCAUUUUUGUUAUGAAAAGUGCAUUACAUAUGGCAUAAAUAUAAACAUUAAAGUAUGCUACGGGCAGGUCAGUAUGUUAGAGCCGUAAUUAUGUAGCAUUCAUUUUCAUUGGCUUGUCAAUUGUUAAUUAUGUUAUCACCUUCCAACCUAACCUAGACCAUGAGCUAUGCUAAUGGUCAAUCUGUUAAAACAAACAAAAUUUCAGGGAACGGGGAUCUGAUACCACCCAGUAUCAUAAUAUGCUAUCACGCAGCCACAGUAGUGUGAAAGUUGUGUUUAGUUAUUUGAAUUUUGGGAUCGUAUGUGGCUUGUAUAUUUGUACUACUUAAAUCAAAUGUGGAGAGUUGUUUUUGUUUGUGUUACUUAUUCCGGACUGCUGUUAUGGGAUUCCAAGUUCUUUGAAUGAUAUAAAUAUUCUGUAAGAUAUUUUUCUCUGCUGAUGAGACGUGUGUGCCUGUACUUUCUAAGCAAUAUAAUUGUAUAUUUGUUACAGGGAGAUCUGAUCCUGAAAGUGAAUGACGGGAGAGGCAUUAAUUUGUCAGUUUAUCCACAUCUUGUAUAUCACUGGCAAGGGAAAGCUUUAAGCAGAAUGUUGCAGUAUGUGAAGUACAGUAGAUUGUAAAUUGCACUUAUAUUGGAAGCUGCUGUAUUAAUUAAUGUGAAUGAUAUUCAUUAUUUUUAUAGUAUUUUUCUAAUUACAGUUUUUGAUACACUUAAAAAUAAAAUAUUAAUGGCAGGUGUACAGUUUCUGUCCUUAGGGCUCUACUUCAGGUGCAAAUGUUUUAUUUUUGUAUCAGUUUUGUGUGGGAUAUAAUUGUGCAGAAAAAUUUCAUAGCUGUGUAUUCUGUUCUGAAUGUGUUUCCUCAUUUCUGAUUUAGAGAACUAAUAAAAGGCAAAUUUGUA